GACACACAGCAGUUGGACAACGUAUGUGGACAAAUACAUUUCGUGGAGAAGUUUUUCUUAUUUUUUAACACAGUCAUCUUUCUCGAAAGCAACGCGAAUGGUGUUUGGUUAACAGUGAGAGAGAAUUUAUUAGCUUGCGACGAUAACACAAGCUGCUAACUAGCUAGCUGUUGAUAAGCAAAAUUAGCAUGUUAGCUAGCUGACAGCGUUAGCCCAGGUGGUGGCAAGCGAUGGAUGCGUGGAGUGCAGCCGCUGAUGAAGUGGCUUUGGAGGGACUGGACGGGAUAACUGUUCCGUCCCUGUGGAUACGACUAGAGAACAGACAGCCCAAGUUUCCACUCAAACUCGACGACUGCACCAAGGAGCUUAUCUGGAAGUCGCUUACCAUCAACACCGACCUGCAAUUUUAUGAGCUCCCAGUCGAGAGAGACGAUGUUGUGCUGUCUGACAGGUUUAAAGACAUUGAUCCGGAGACAGGCAUUGAGACAGCACAGAAGUCCUCUGGCACAAAAAAAGACGUCUACCCGGUUCAUAUAAUUCUAGAAAACAAGGAUGGGAUACAGGGCUCAUGUGUCUUCUUCAAAGAGAGGACAGACAUCACUAAGCAUGUCCGGUCCAAGUCCCUCACCACAUUGGUCAGCUUGGAGGAGGCUUUGGAAAGAUAUGGCCGAAAGCUUGUUGUGGUGGCGUCUCAGAUUCUGCGGUUCCGGACUCUGAUUGGUAGUGAGAGCGACCCUGAUUUAAAACUAAACGACGACUCUUACUGCGUGUUGGAAAGAGUGGGUCGAGCACGCUGGCAAGGAGAGCUACAGAGUGAUCUGCAUGGAUGCGCUUUCAAGACUGAUGCUCGGAAGUUGCACUACAUGAGGAAGUCUCUUGUCAAACAUGGACUCAUCAGCAUGCAGUCUCACGUCACACGAGUGAAGUCAGGACAACAGCAACACUCCAUACUUCUGCUGCUCAAACGCUUCCACGUAAACAGGAGGAGUAAGUAUGACAUACUGAUGGAGUAUGUGUCCAACCUUCUCCAGCAGUUACCUGGUCAGUUUUCUACUUUGAUCACGCUCAAAGAACAACUGAAUGUGAGUGACGGUACUUUUAAGCGUGUAUUUCAGUACAUGCGAGCUGCCAAGUUGGUCGAGUUUUGCCAGUACCCUCUGGAGGACUUAGAUCCCAGCGCCGGGCCCUGCACCAACAAAAAAGGGAAUAAAGUGCUUGUGCGCUGUUUGAGACUGUUAAAGCCAUACGCGAAGAAGGGUGUCACUGAUGAUGACGACGAGGACGAUGAUGAGGAAGAUGACACCGGAGCGAGGAGAAGGGCUUUCCCUCCAGAGGGACGAAUCAUGGAGAAGGAUGUCCUGUCACAGGCCUAUCACAUCGUCGUAUCCCGUGGCACAAAGGGAAUCCCCCAGUCUGGAAUCGGGUACAGAAUGAAUGUUGGCAAACUGGAAUCUCGUAUGCUCUGCCGAAGACUGGAGAGGGAUGGUUUGAUUAAGGGAUUCAUGGAGGACGAGGGUCGGCAGAGGACAACAAAAUUUAUCAGCCACAAGUGCGUGGGUGUGAGUGAUCAGCUCCAGCUGUUUGCAAAGGAGCAGGAACGCAAGAAGCUCCUCUACUCCUCUGCACCUCAAACAUCAGAUGCUGCACCCGCCUCGUCUAAAGCACCGUCAUCCUCAAAGUCGACAGCAAAAGGAAACGACAAAACUCCUGGGCCAGAAAAGAUUCAGAAAGCAGGUGGGGGAGAAGACAAAGAUGCAGAGGAAGCUGGGCAGACGUGUGGUGUUACAGAAGUGGGAAUGGGCGAUGAAGGGUUGGAUGGAGGCAGAGGUAAAGUAAGAGAAAAAUCAGGAGCAAGGAGAAAGACAAGAGGGAAGAAAGGCAGUGUGACAGUGAAGCAGACGCAGCCUGACAUCCCCAUGGUACAACCUACUCCAACUGAAUGUGAAACCCCAGAAUGCAGCGAUUCAGUAUCGAUCAGUAUGACACCUGAUGUUCACCUCAGAACAGAGCAAGCUGCAACCGAGGAGGGAGAACAGCCCAACUUGACUCCUGCCACCUCUUUGCCUCAGAGUGAGGCAUCGGCUGAUAACUCAGCAGAGAACAGCAUUGUGGUUGUUAAAGAUGACUGUCAGCAGAAGGCCCCCAGUCGAAAAAAAUCCGGAAGGACUUUGGAGAGGUCUCAUGAGACGUACCGCCUGCUGAGGAGGAAGAACCUGAUCGUUGAGGCUGUCUGCCGCUUGAAAAUCAUAGAGGGUCUUUUCCCUCUGCAGAAGAUGAUUAAUGACGAAGAGAAGCAGGAUGGAGUCAGCUCAAAGUGUUGCAAGAAAACUAUUUUGCGUCUGGUCCACGGUCUGUCCAGAGAAGGCUUGCUCAAAUUUUACACAACCACUGUCAUACAGGAUGGGAUCACCAAGAAGGUUGAGAUGAUCGUUCAUCCGUCCAUUCAGCCCAAUGACGACGUAGUGCACAGAGUUAUCGAGCAGGUCCGCUUCAGAAUCUCCAGCUCUUACUCAGCUGUACGUCUGGGGCACGCUGAUGAAAAAGCCAGAGAACAAGAAAAAGAGUCUGAGGAGACGACUGCCAGCACUUCAAAGGGGAAAAAGAGCAAGGCUGGCAAGAAGAGAGCAAGCAUUAAAGACGACAAGGAGUUCAAGCCAACAACAGUUCGAGGACUGGGUAAGACUUUAGGCUUCCAGCCCAAGAUGCAUCGUCUGCGAGUUGUUCAUAACUUCCUCUGGUACGUGAUGUACGGGCACCCGCUCAGACACGGCUCUGCUAGCUCUGACUCAACCGGUGAAACACCUGCAAACCUACAGAGCUCUGACCCUGAAGCCAAACACCCAGACAACCAUGAAACAGAGGAUCCGAAAGACACAGUAAACUCAAACACGGACGGACAAACACAGGCGUCUGAAAAUGCUGCCACUGGCUCUGUGGACCCACAAAGUGCAGAUUCUACCGAGUCUAAAUUGGACGUGGCAUCGGGUGAUGAAGAGGAGGAGCAGAAGGAUGAGUCAGCACCUGUUUGCUCUCAGUCUGACAUGAAAGUGUAUACUGAUGAAGAGUCAUGGAAGAAAUUCAUCCCUCCUGUCCGUGUGCACAAAGAGUUCAGCAGCGGCUGGGCGAUGGUGGGCGACUUGCUCCUCUGCCUGCCUCUCUCCAUCUUCAUUCAGGUCAUACAGAUCAACUAUAAGGUGGAUGGACUGGAGGAAUAUCUCAACGACCCGGUGAAGCAGCACCACCUCGUUAGAGUGCUGCCCCCCAGAAUGAGAAGACAGCUGCUUUAUAAACGAAAAUACCUGUUCUCAUUUCAUGAGAACCUGCAAAAGUUGGUCUACAUGGGUCUGCUGCAGUUUGGUCCUGUGGAGAAGUUCAAGGAGAAAGACCAGGUGUUUGUGUACCUGAAACGUAAUGCCACCAUUGUUGAUACCACCAACGCUGAGCCUCACUACUGGCUGGUCACAGAGUCACCCGACAAACCAUUUGAGAGGCGCCAUUACACAUUCAACACUGCUGAGGAUGUUGAAAACUACUGGUUUGACCUGAUGUGUGUCUGCCUCAAUACACCUCUGGGGGUAAUUCGAAGUAAGAGAAGUGUCCCAGAGGAGGACUCUGCUCCGUCUUUUGUGCAAGAACGCAGCGUGUUCGUAGGACUGGCCUACCUGCUAAAGGGCAGUUGUGAAGUGUGUGAUGACGGGUCAGUACCAGGAGACAGUAAAGGAGCAGGAGGUCUGGAUUCUGAAUUUUUUGCUCAUCUUAAACGCAACUGGUUGUGGACCAAUCACCUACUUUCUGUCAAAACGAACCCAACUGCUUUGGAAGCAAAGGAAAACAAAAUCCGACUGAAGAGCUUGCUGAGUAAAAAUGCUCUCAGAGUUGCUCUUAGAGCUGGAGGAAGUACAACACCGCGUUAUGUGACCGCCAAGCGACCGCUGAUGGCAGAAAAUGUUGAGGUGGGAAUAGAGCCUGCCACCAGAAACCAGCAGGUGGUCGGUGGAAAGAGACAGAAGAGGAAGAGAAACAAAAAGGAGGUUGUUAAGGUCCCACGCAAGAAGAAGAAAGAGCCAAAGAAACGCACCCCAGCCCACGAUGAGGCGGACCACCGAGCUUUGAAAAUGAUGACCAGACAGCGAGUCUACUGGUCCGUACAGGAAGACUCACUGAUGAUGCUCUGCAGCGUGGCCUCACACCUGCUCAACAGCAAGUUAAAAAGGCCUUUCAUACCUUACUGUGUGGUGAGAGACCUGCUCCACGCAGAGUUUGAGAUAUCGAUGGAUAAAACUUCUCUUGCUGUCGGACGUCGCUCCCGAUACAUCCUCAAGAAUCCUCAGACGCAACUAAACUACAGGAUUUGUCUGGCUGAGGUGUACCAGGACAAAACUCUGAUGAGACUGUUGGAGGAGAAGAAACCGAGUGAUCCCGAGAAACCAGAGGAUUGCACUGAAACUUUCUCAGAGUACAUCAGACUUCUUAGACAGAAGUUCAGCUCAGUCAUGAGCGCUCGUGACAUGAACAUGCCCGACACCAAACAGCAGCUCUUCUCACGGUAUAAGGUUUCCACAAUAGACAAUGGAAAACGGCUGUCAAGCAAAGACACUCUCAACUGUACAGAUGACAUUCACAGCGUGGUGUUACAUAACUUGAUCCAAAGCACUCUGGCCAUGACCAACAGUCAGAUGAAGUCCUCCAGAUCCUUUCAGACCUUCCACAUGUACAGUAAGUAUAACCAGGAGCUGCUGUGCCAAGUGUUCAUACAGUGCAGGAAGAGGGGUCUGGUCAACCGCCGUCGUAUCAGUCAGCCAUUUGGGCCAAAGAAGAACCGAGCGCUGCCCAUCCUGCCCAUGUCCUACCAGCUGUCCCAGUCCUACUACAGGUGUUUUUCGUGGCGCUUUCCUCACUCGCUGUGCACUGAUUCCUUCCUCUUCUUGAGGAGUCUUAUUAACAACGGGACAAGAGAUGACAGACCUAUUAUUGCGCUCUGCCAUGAAACAGAAAACAGAUCAGAGAGUGGGGAGGAGGUGUUGGACAGACAAACAGAUUCAAAAAGAAAAGAAAAACAAAGCGGAGGAAAGGCUGGCAGCAGACCAGUGAGUGAACCAGGGGUACAGCUGGAGGAGGCAAGCACUGAGUCAGCAAAGGAAAAACAGAACAACCAAGGGCAAACGGAAGAAGAAGAGAAGUUGAUGGAAACAGAUACGAACACUGAGGUGAUGAACAAAACAGAUGAACAGAAAAAGCCAGAAGACUGCCUUACAGCUGGUUCUGGUGAAGCUCCAUCGAGCACAGAGCAGACAGAUGAUCAUCUGCCCAAAGAGGAGCCAUCAGGAGCGGCUGCAGCCUCAAACGCAGCACCUCGAGUCUCAGAGGAUCCUCCAGAUAUGUCGGAAAUGCUGCAGUUCUCUCUGGACUCUCCAGGUGGAGCCUGUGUGGCCUCUCUCAGCCUGAUGUCUCUGGGACUGCUGAGUGUGCACAUGUCCAUACCGAAACAGAUGGUGGUGGUGGACAGCAACCUGGUGGACAACGAUGUAGUCAAGAGUAUGGUGGCGCUGGAGGACGAGGACGAUGAUGAUUUCGACGGCGAGGAGUGUGAGGGGAGAAAGAAGAUGCAAGUGAAGGCACAUCAAGCCUCACACACCAACUACCUGAUGAUGCGAGGAUACUGCUGUCCUGGCAUAGUCAAACUACGAAACCUCAACACCAGCGAUAACAUUGUGGUGGAGUCCUGUAUAAUGAAGCUUCAGCUGCGCAGCACACCUGCUCAUCACAUGUUCAUUGUGGACAAUUCUCCACCACUGGACUUCUCUAAAUGUGGUCCAUCCAUGCUGCCCUCCAUCCUCACCUACUCGGUCUGUUCCUCCCCCUCCUCCUCACUCAGUGUGGAGGAGACUGACAGGUAUUUGAUUGAGCAAAGAGGAUACACUCCUCAGGACAUAGAGGCAUGUGCUCAGCUCAGGAGGAGCUUGGAUGAAGCUGGUGAGAAGGGUUUGGACGUACACGACCUGUACCAGGCUCACACACACCCGGAGGGUCCACAGUCUGGACGAACCAGGACCCUGCAGCAGUACAUGGAGGAGUUACAAGAAGAAGGCCAGGUGUUAAAAGUUGGGGGUUUGGGCGUCCGUUGGGUGCUCACGAAGCACGCUGACCCGUGGCUGCUGACUGUGAAUUCCAAGCAAUGGUCCCAGUCACGCCUCACAUCUGACAGACUCCCGUUUUUGGAGAAUCAGCACAACAUCCCCUUCAUGCGCAAGAGAUGCAGGCGAGAAGCCCCACAGGAGACCGAGGAACCGCCAACCAAAAAGACGGCCGUGGACAGACAAGAGAGCACAGACAGAGAGGACGCAGAGGGAACACCGAGCAACGUAACAGGAGAGAAGCUGGGCGAGGAGACACAGCUGGGAAUGCUUAAAGAGAGCGCAGAUGAGGAAACUGGGGACAAACAGGUGAAGUUGAAAGAAAAUGGAGGAGCAAAGAAGACACAACAUGAAGAGGAAGGAGAGGGGGAGGUAAGACAGGAGAAGGUGGAAACUGAGGAGAGAGGGGCAGAAACGAGAGAGCAGAGAGCCAGAAAGGACAGUAUAGACGAUGGAAGAGUUGAAGACGCAUGCUCUCCCCUGGCAGGAUCAGCUGAUGCUGAUGAAAAUGUGAGUUUCAUCAGUCGGCCGUGGCGCAUGGUGGACGGUAAGCUGAACCGGCAGGUGUGUAAGGGCAUGCUGGAGGCCAUCCUUUACCACAUCAUGUUCCGACCCGGACUCACACAGCAGACGCUGAUGGAACAUUACAAAGAUGUGCUGCAGCCCAUGGCAGUGCUGGACCUCGUGCAGGCACUUAUAGAAAUGGGCUGUGUGACCAAAAAAACUCUGGUUAAAAGUCCUAAACCUUCGCUGUUCACUCGCUCUGUGCACCAGACAGAAGUGAAGACUGAGGAGCCAGACGCCGUCUUUUAUGAGCCUACCAUCAGCUGCUGCCUGCGGCUCGCUCAGGUGUUACCCAACGAACGUCACUGGAACUACUGUGUGCCAUGAAAGUUUUCAUUGACCUCACAUGACCUGCACUUGGCCUUACCUGACUUGAGCUGGCGUCACGUUAUGUACAUAAUAAGGCUAUUGAAGUUUAAGCCUCAAGAAGCUGAGGACAAAGACUGUUGCGAUACUUGAGUAGUGUAAUUUUACAAAAGGUUUCAUGUCAUCAAUUCUAGUUUUACAGAAUAGGGAAUUAUUUAUAUAUGUUUCUUUUUUUUAAGUUUGUGUCCUAGAAUUAAAUCAAGAUUAAAAUUAUAAAAUAAAAAUGCCUCACAUGA
Molecule: messenger RNA, 7300 nt
Organism: Toxotes jaculatrix (banded archerfish)
Lineage: Eukaryota; Metazoa; Chordata; Actinopteri; Toxotidae
Product: general transcription factor 3C polypeptide 1
Exons: 40
Coding region: 231-7025 (2264 amino acids)
Biological process (GO): transcription initiation at RNA polymerase III promoter; 5S class rRNA transcription by RNA polymerase III
Cellular component (GO): transcription factor TFIIIC complex
Molecular function (GO): DNA binding
Source: RefSeq, a predicted model, not a curated record